CUUCAAAAAAUAUUGAAAAUACAGCUCCUUUAAAGAACACUGAAAAUAGAGCAUCUUCAAAGAGUAUUGAAAAUAAAGAUACAGAAAUGAACCUACAGUCUAAGCUACGGUCAUCUUCCUGUUUAAAGGAAAGCACAGGUGUCUGAGCAGUGACCUGACCUGCCUAAGAAUGAUUUACUCUUCAGCCUCUCCAGUCUUAUUUUAUUCUCCAAGGCUUUAUUUCAUAUUUACCUUCCUAUGUGAAGGUCAAUUGGUUAAAGAUACAGUCCUUGCAGAGCAGGAGAAAAAUAAUGAACAUUGCCUUCAGGAUAUUGAUGAUAAGUUGUCUGAAUCAACGGACGAUGAUGGUGAAGGUGAUACCAAUGAUGAAGAUAAUGAUGAAGACGGUAACCCUAGUAAGGAUACUCAUGCCCCAUUAGAAUUAAUGGCAGAAUUCCUGAGAGCAGAAAUGGGCCAAGACUACCAUUUGGCAAAAAAAUUAUGUCAGAUGAUCCUAAUCUAUGAACCAGAAAAUCCUGAGGCCAAGGAGUUUUUCUCACUUAUUGAAGAAAUGUUGCUGAUGGAGAAAUCUCAGAAUCCUGAGGAAGAUGAUGAAGAUAGUGAAGAAGACAGCAGCGGUGAGAGUGAAGGAGAAAGCAGUGAGGAGCUAAGUGAAGAAAGCUCCAACGAAUGUGAAGACGGGUGAUGAAAGUUGCUGCUGUGGUUCAGUCUUCAUGUAUUUUCGUUACCGACUACCAAACAAAUAUAAAGGACAAAGCUG
Molecule: messenger RNA, 760 nt
Organism: Mustela lutreola (European mink)
Lineage: Eukaryota; Metazoa; Chordata; Mammalia; Carnivora; Mustelidae
Product: glutamate-rich protein 2-like
Exons: 6
Coding region: 170-685 (171 amino acids)
Source: RefSeq, a predicted model, not a curated record